Mesorhabditis belari is the source of this 1067-nucleotide messenger RNA. Lineage: Eukaryota; Metazoa; Nematoda; Chromadorea; Rhabditida; Rhabditidae. The record is from the annotation of a GenBank genome assembly.
AUGCGUUUUCUCUUGCUCGUCACCUGUGUUUUUCAGUUCGAAGCUCGGGCGGACGUGCUCGGCUGGGCUGGUUGGUCACCGUGGACACCGUGCUCGAAAACGUGUGGCGGCGGUGUUUCACAGCAAUUGCGUCGUUGUCUCGACGUGAAAUGCUCGGGUAUUUCCGUUCGAUUUCGGGUUUGCAAUGCUAAAGAAUGUGAUAAGCCUUCUCGAACGGCGAGGGAAACGGUUUGCGGAGGAGAGACGAUUCUAUCGAAACAACAGUGUGAAGUGGUGUGUCGAUCGACGAGUUCUGGAGCGAAAUUCAUUUGGAGAGUCGGCGAUGGGACACCGUGUCAAGGGACAACUCAUCGCUCCGUUUGUGCAAAUGGAGCUUGUCAGGCAGUCGGCUGUGACGAUGUCGUUGGUUCGACUCUCCGUUUAGAUGCUUGUGGUGUUUGUGGUGGACAGGGUGAUACGUGUGAAGCGGCACAUUUUGAUUGGAAAGAUUCGGGAGAAUACACGCCGUGUGCAAAAGAUUGCGAGGAGGCGGCAAGACUUGCACAAUUGGAUGGAGGAACUUUCGAUGCGCAAUACCAAAUCACGGUUUUCGUUUGUGUGAAUACCCAAUCCGGUCGGGUUGUUCCCGAGCGAAUGUGCGCAGAUCGAGAAAAACCAAAAAUCCAGCGAAAAGAGUGUCCACUGCUCGUCUGUCCAUCAAGAUGGCUUGCGUCGGAUUGGUCGGAAUGUGUUCCGACGUGCGGAAGUGGUUUGAGACAAAGGACUGUUUAUUGUGUACAGCAACAAGAGAAUCAUUCAAUCAAUGUACUCGAUAAAUAUUGUUUGGCUGAAAAGAAGCCGCCCUCAUCAGAAUCGUGUGUCUCAAAAUCAUGUGGUACAUGGGAUCCAGGUGCAUGGACAUCUUGUUCAGUCUCUUGUGGAACAGGGACACGUUCAAGAACGGUGAAUUGUGUCGGUGGCACCGAUUGUGACAAGUUGAAGAAGCCACAGGUUCGACAAGCAUGUUAUGCAGGAAUUCCAUGUAAUGUCAUACCGCCACAAGCACUCACAAUGGGAGAUGAGAAUUC